Molecule: messenger RNA, 1437 nt
Organism: Lodderomyces pseudojiufengensis
Lineage: Eukaryota; Fungi; Ascomycota; Pichiomycetes; Serinales; Debaryomycetaceae
Gene: TRY6
Product: Try6p
Exons: 1
Coding region: 1-1437 (478 amino acids)
Molecular function (GO): protein dimerization activity
Source: RefSeq, a predicted model, not a curated record
AUGAGUUUUCCAUCACCUCCAGUUCUUAAAACUACUAUAAUACAAUUGAAUAAAGAAUUAGAUCCAGAAGAUAAUAAUAAUAAUUAUGAAAUUUUAACAAAUAAUUAUAAUAAUAAUGAUAAUAAUGGAAAUAACCUAAGAAAUGUGAAUGAUUUAACACCAACUUCACCUAAUUUAGAAGGUCAAUUACCUAAUAAGAAAAAAAGAAGAAGAUCUACUGCGAAUAUAGAUUCAGAAGAAUUAGCUAAAAGAAAAAAUGAAACAAAACAAUUACAUUCAAUAAUUGAAAAAAGAAGAAGGAUUAAAAUUAAUAGAGAAUUUGAAGCUUUAAAAUAUAUAAUACCAGCUUGUAGGAAUUGUAAUAAUAAUACUACCAACACCUCAGGUUCAACAAGUCCAUCAUCAAAAAAGAAUGGAUCAUCAUCAAAUAGUAAUAGUAGUAAUAAUGGAAGUAAAAUAGAUGGAAUGUAUAAAUUAACAAUCUUAAAAAGUUCAGUUGAAUAUAUAUUAUAUUUACAUCAUAUUAUACAAAAGCAACAUGAAUUAAUAACAAAAAACCCUGCACUACUGUCAGAAGCUCAAGAAUUUGAUAUUGAUUUUGCUAAAGUUCCACUUGAUGUAAAUCAAUAUAGAAAUAUAGAUGUUGAUUUUAAUUUUAAAGAUUUAAUAAAUGAAACAAUUGGGUCUGAACAACAUCAAACUCAACCUCAAUCUCAACUACCACAAGCAAAACCAAAAUUAAGACAAAACAAACGUCAUCAAUCACAUCAAAUUAUAGAAGAAGAAGAUGAAGAAAAUGAUGAAGAAUUCGAUAGUGAGAAACAAAAUAGUGAAGAAGAUGAAUUAUCAAAUAAUCUUAGUAGUAGAUCAUCAAGUAUAGCACCAUCAACCAAAAUAUCUUCUUCAGAUCAGCAACAACAACAAUUAAACUUUCCUUCAAUUCAAAAACCAUCAUUACCUACUCCAGAAUUUACACCAGAUAUGGCACCUAUAUUAUCAAUGCUUAAUAAAUAUUCAACAACUACAGCUCAAGAAAUGAGAAAUAGAAAAUUAUCAAAUCCUAUAUCACCUCAAACUUUUGUUUUAAAAUCAGCAAAUCCUUCACCUUUUACUCAACCUUUAAAAUCAACUUUAACAUCACCAUCAAUGAGAGGUUAUAUUAACCUGAAUUCAACAAGCAGCAAUAAUAAUAAUAAAUUUUCAUUACCUGAUCCAGCCAUUACUCCAUCAAAUGAUAUACCACGAGACAAUAAUAGUACUAAAAUAUUUCGAAAUAAAUUAUUUAUAUCAUCUUCAAUAGAUAAAAGAAAUGAUAUUGAAAAUAAUAAUGAAGAUGAAAAUGAAGAUGGUGAAGGGGAUUCAAAAUUAUCAGAUCAAUAUGCUUCAAAGACAUUAUUAGCUUUAAGAAAAUCAAGUAUAGAUAGUUUAUUAAAUUGA